Molecule: messenger RNA, 1773 nt
Organism: Chiloscyllium plagiosum (whitespotted bambooshark)
Lineage: Eukaryota; Metazoa; Chordata; Chondrichthyes; Orectolobiformes; Hemiscylliidae
Gene: mcu
Product: mitochondrial calcium uniporter
Biological process (GO): calcium import into the mitochondrion; mitochondrial calcium ion homeostasis
Cellular component (GO): uniplex complex
Molecular function (GO): uniporter activity; calcium channel activity
Source: RefSeq, a predicted model, not a curated record
CCUCCAGGUCCUUCCACAGCCGCGUCCGUCGCUGCGGAACGAGAGGGGACACGGAGUAAUCCCCCACCUCCUGCCACCCCUUUCCCCCUUUUAGUGCCCCCCCCCCCUUCCCCUCCCCUCCAUUCUUUUCCCCUCCCCUCUCUCCCCGGGCGCUGGUCACGGCUCCACAUUGUCGGCGAUGGCGACUGCGGCAAGGGCGCUGCUCUCCGCCGCCCUGGGCAGCACCCGGACGGCGGCGGCCGCUAGCAGCUUCAGCGGGCUGGGCGUCAGCAGGCAGCAGCAGCAGCAGCGGACGGUAUGCCAGAGAUUCCCAGUAUGGCGCAAUCAGAGAGUAUUUUUCUGCUCCAGUAGCUUAGUGACCUCUAACGAUGUAAGUGUUGUUUACCAGAAUGGUUUACCCGUCCUCUCCGUGACCCUGCCAUCUCGGCGAGAGCGUUGCCAGUUCACACUUCGGCCCAUCUCCGACUCCGUGGGCGUUUUCCUAAAGCAACUGCAAGCAGAGGAUAAGGGCAUUGACCGAGUGGCUAUCUACACUCCAGAUGGAGUUCGAAUAGCUGCAUCCACAGGAAUUGACAUCCUGCUUCUUUCUGACUUCAACUUGGUGAUAAAUGAUGUGACACACCAUGUACAGCCACCAAAGCAAGAGAGCCUGAGUCACGAAGAUGCGGCGACAAUGAAUGACGUUAAGAUCCUUGUCCAGCAACUCUUCACCACCUUGAACAUCGAGCAACACCAACUGCACAAGGAGCGGGAACUCCAGAAACGAGUGGAGGAGCUGCACGCUCAGAUUGAACCUCUUGAGAAAAUCAAGUCGGAAUUAGCCAGGAAAGCAGAGAAGAGGUCGAGCUGGGUACUGUGGGGGGGUAUGGCUUUCAUGGCGACGCAGUUCGGAAUCCUCGCCCGGCUCACUUGGUGGGAAUAUUCCUGGGAUAUAAUGGAGCCGGUCACCUAUUUCAUCACGUACGGCAGUGCAAUGGCUAUGUAUGCCUAUUUUGUUAUCACACGGCAGGAAUACAUUUACCCUGAUGCCAAAGACAGGCAAUACCUGCACUUCUUUCACAGAGGAGCCCAGAAGACGCAAUUUGAUGUCGAAAAAUACAACCAGCUCAAGGAUGCAAUCGCUCAGGCCGAGUUGGACUUGAAACGUCUUCGGGAUCCACUCCAGCUCCAUCUUCCCAUCCAGCCUGUCAGCAGCCAGGAGUGAGGAAUAGGUGCAGAACGACUCCCCGUCCAACACCCUUCCCAAGCCCCUCUCCUACCCUUCCCUGUGCUCCCUCGCCCUCAACCAAUUCCCCAACACUUCCACUCCCAGCCACCUGAGCAGCGGAAAACCUGGUGAAGCUGAGGCCAGGAGCACCCUUACUCAUUUAAACCAAACGCCCGUACGUUCCGAAGAUCGAGCGAGAGGGUUUUGAAUCCACGGUGAGGUCUCAGGUGCCCUGCAGACGUCGAUAACACGGACAAUGUGGGCGCCGACUUCCUUUGUGACCACGCGUGGACAGAUAGGGGAUGCACGUUUCCUCUGUGGGAUUUUUUUAAAAAGAAAAGAUCAUUUCCGUGCAUUAUUUUACAGUUUUAUCUUGUUUUGUGUGCAGAUUUUACAAACUAUGGAUUCAUCCAACAUUGCUGCAGUCCUUUAGAAAUCUAUAAAUUAUAUUAAAAGAGAAAAAUUGCAUACAAUUAAGUAAAAGGGCAUCAUUUGUGAAAUAAAUUGUACAAAAAAGCACUGUAAUUCUGACAAUAAAUGACUUCCACGACUGUUUUGGAGCUAGA